Choloepus didactylus (southern two-toed sloth) is the source of this 1746-nucleotide messenger RNA. It is a transcript of the gene SLC15A5, whose product is annotated as solute carrier family 15 member 5. Gene Ontology annotation, biological process: transmembrane transport. Gene Ontology annotation, molecular function: transmembrane transporter activity. Lineage: Eukaryota; Metazoa; Chordata; Mammalia; Pilosa; Megalonychidae. The transcript is spliced from 9 exons. Gene Ontology annotation, cellular component: membrane. The coding region runs from base 1 to 1746 and encodes 581 amino acids. The record is from RefSeq and is a predicted model, not a curated record.
AUGUCUGUCACCGACUUCAAAAUAGCUGAUGAGAAAGGGCCCUUAAAUCACAGCAUUGACAGCAUUGAGAAGGAGAAAACUAUAAGACAUGGUGGUUAUUUUUCAUCACGCUCUGUGAAAAAAAUUCAGGUUGGACUCUGUUUGCUUUUGGUGGAGCUGUGUGAGAGGUUCACUUUCUUCGAAGUCGUCUGCAAUUUGAUUCCCUUUUGCACUGUCAAGCUUGGCUAUUGCAAUUACCAGGCAGCCAUUUUGAACUUGUGUUUUAUUGGAACUUCAAUACUUAGCCCUGUGUUUGCGGGAUGGCUUGCAGAUGUCUGUCUAGGAAGAAACAAACUGGUAUAUAUUUGCUUAUUUCUACAUUUUCUAGGAACUGCUUUGUUAUCUGUGGUUGCUUUUCCCUUGGAAGAUUUUUAUAUAGGCACGUACCAUGUGAUUAACAACAUAGCACAAAAGGAGCAGAACAGACUGUUUUAUGUAGCACUGUUGACCAUCUGCCUGGGCACAGGCGGGAUAAGAGCCAUCGUUUGCCCACUGGGUGCCUACGGCCUUCAGGAGUAUGGAUCAAAGAAGCGAAUGUGUUUUUUUAACUGGUUUUAUUGGCUUUUGAACCUAAAUGCAACUUUUGUCUUUCUGGGAAUAUCUUACAUCCAGCACUCAGCGUCCCAAGCCCUUGUUUUAAUUAUUCCUUUUACGUCUAUGCUUAUGGCUCUGAUAACCCUUCAUAUGAUGUAUUGGAAACUGAUUUAUCAGCCAGAAAAAUGUUGCUCCCUCCUGAUGACUUUUGGGGUGUUUGUUAAUGCACUGAAAAUGUGCUGUCUGCACUGUUACCAUCUUGGCAGAGAUGUAGUGAGCUGGUUAGAUCAUGCCAAGGCAAAAAAUGGUGGCUGCUACAGUGAACGUCAAGUGGAAGGCACAAAAUUUUUCCUCAGGCUUCUCCCUCUCUUCGUUGCUCAGCUCUUCUACAGAAUGUGCGUUACUCAGUUUCCUUCAGGAUUUUAUCUGCAGACCAUGAAUUCCAACCUGAAUUUGGAUGGAUUUCUUCUGCCAAUUGCAGCUAUGAAUGUGAUUAGCAUCUUACCAUUAUUAAUUCUGGCUCCUUUUAUGGAGUAUUUCAGCACCUGCCUAUUUCCCUCUAAGAGAGAUGGACCAUUUCUGUUGGCAUGCAUCAUUGCUGGAAAUCUUACUGCUGCAUCUUCUGUUAUGGUAGCUGGCUUUUCUGAAAUACACAGGAAACACUUCCCUCCAGUGGAGCAGACUACUUCAGGCAAAGUUCUCACUGUUUCUUCCAUGCCCUGCUUCCACCUGGUUCUUCAGUACGUUUUACUUGGAGUGGCUGAAACACUGGUAAACCCAGCCGUCUCUGUAAUAUCAUACAGCUUUGUUCCAAGUAACAUCAGAGGAACCUCUAUGAAUUUUUUGACACUGUUCAAUGGACUUGGCUGUUUCCUGGGGGCACUGCUGGUGGAGUUGGUGUAUCUCAUCUCAGAAGGCAAUUGGUUUCCAAACACAUUAAACAAAGGCAAUUUAGAAAGCUUCUUCUUCUUCCUGGCAUCAUUAACGUUGUUGAACGUCCUGGGAUUCUGGAGUGUUUCACAAAGAUAUUGUAAUCUAAAUCAUUUUAAUGCCCAGAACAUCGGUGGAAGUAAUCUUGAAGAAACAUUUCUCCUCCAUGAAAAGUCUCUGAAAUUUUAUGGCAGUAUACAGGAAUUUUCUUCAAGUAUUGAUUUUUGGGAGACAGCCCUAUGA